AUCAAAAAGCGCGGCAGGUCCCCCGGCUUCAAGUCUCCAACAUUUCUGUUCUUCGUUGCCCCCAAAAAACACACAUUACCAUUACGGGCUCAUCCGGAUUUCCUUCCCUUCUCAAGCGCACUCGAGCAGUUCUUGAGCAUACCAAACAGCACAGCUGUCAUUUCCGCCGCCCGGGCGUAGUCAACACUUGUACAGUUCUUCGACCACCAUUGUCCUCUACCAUCUUUCGUUUCUCUUUUUUUGUUCGCUUUUACUUGGCAUCAAGGACCUCAUAGGCUGCUGUUUCUUCCUUUUUCAACAAAGACCUCUUAUACGCCCCCGCUAUCGGAAAACUGUUUUUUUGCGCGAUAUCCUUACGGUUGCAAACACAAAAACUCUUAAACUCGACCAAUUGCAUUACUGCGUUGCUUUGGACGUUUGACCAACUUUGAGCUUAUAUCUUGGUUGGCAGAACCGCGUUCUGUUGCUAUUUAAGCCUACCAGCACGCGUUUUGAGGGUCUCUGUUCAACUGACCCUUACUCGGGACAUUUCGGUUAGAAAAUCGCAUUGAAAAACCCCCGGGCGAGACCUCCCCCGCAAAAGUCGUCUUAUAAGAACGCCCGUGUUCCCUCCCCCGCCUUCUGCUCCUCGCUUACGGCCGUUUGGUGAUUCAUCAUAUUCACCCGCGUAAUUCACUUUUUUUUUGACGACGCAGCUCUUAUAUAUCACUAUAUAUUUGAGUAAUCAAUCUCGCUUGGCUUCGUUCAUUCAUUUGAACGCUAUACCUCCUCAGUGCCUACUUCUGGGCUGUCCCGAACGACUGCCACCAGAAUGACCACAGCGUUAGCCUCGCAAGCAACAGAAACAAUUGUCGCUGCUGUAGCUACAGCAGCGCUUCCGAAUCAAGCUUCGGAUCCUAACACUCCCGCGACUCCGACUCCUCUGGCAUCCACCUCAGCCGCUCUGAGAGUGUCAUUCAAAGAACUUCCCAUUGAUGGCCUCAACACAACCGAGGUGUCAGACUGCACUACCAAUGACCGUCCCAUGGCAACAUCCGCCCCUACACUCCCGGCAGCCGACAUCCCCUCAAGCACCGUUUCCACCGAUGAACGCUCUCAUGUAAGAGCCGCAACAUCACCGUCUGCAACUACCGCACAGGCUGCUUUGCAAGCACUGCAACAGCAACGCCAAGACCUUCGCAAACUUCCUGCAGAUCCCCGUAAACGUCCCAAUUCCUUCUCAGGCCCCAUCCCAACACAGCCACGCUCCAUCAUUAAAGGCACUGGUUCCCACUCUGUUGGAACACCCCGCCAGGGUGAACAGAUUGGGUCAGCCAAGCACUUGAUUCCGCUAAGCGAGAUUGAAGCGUCGUCGUCUUCUUCACCGAGGAAGCGUGGCUCAUCUGUGGUCAAAAAGCACCUAUCUGGGUCUGAGAUGCUCGAACCAGAAAAGAUUGGGCGGCGUCUUACACGUCAGCGAUCAGAGAAGGAAGUGCUUGUUGGGACUCCUGUCAAAGAAGGACAUGACAAUUAUGUCCUGAUGUACGACAUGUUAACCGGGAUUCGGGUGUCGGUUUCGCGGUGUCAGGCCAAACCUCCUCGGGUGCUUCAGUUGGAAGACUUUACAGCGGCGCAUAAAAUGACCUUUGAUGUAACUGGUAACGAACUUACACCGUCUUCCAGAUAUGACUUCAAGUUUAAGGACUAUGCACCGUGGGUUUUCCGGUGUAUUCGGGAUGCAUUUCAUGUUGAUCCUGCAGAGUACCUGUUGUCGCUUACAGGAAAGUAUGUGCUAUCGGAGCUGGUCAGCGCCGGCAAGAGUGGAAGCUUUUUCUACUACUCCUCGGAUUACCGAUUUAUCAUCAAAACUGUGCACCAUUCCGAGCACAAGUAUAUGCGAAAGAUUCUGAGAUUUUAUUACGAGCACGUACGGGUCAAUCAGCACACUUUACUCUCACGGAUUUUUGGUCUGCACCGUGUCAAACUGCCUGGGAACCGCAAGAUACAUUUCGUAGUCAUGGGCAAUGUCUUCCCUCCAAACAAGGAUAUACAUGAGAUGUACGACUUGAAGGGGUCAACCGUCGGCCGAGAAUACCCUGAAGAGCUGGCCAAGGACGACCCACGGGCGGUGCUAAAAGACCUGAACUGGAUGCAUCGGAAGAAAAAGCUGGAUUUAGGCCCGCAGAAGAGGCAACUAUUAGUGGAGCAACUGGAGAGGGACGUGGAGUUUUUGAUUAAACACAAGAUUAUGGACUAUUCAUUACUCGUCGGAAUCCAUGAUCUCAAGCGCGGCAAUAAAGAGAAGAUACGGGACAAGACACUUGCUGUCUACGAACCCAAUCCGGACUCUGUAAGCCGCCAACCCACAUCUACGUCCCUAUUCCGCCAAUCCCACAUUUCUACUGGAGGGGCUAGUGUUGCCUCCACGAAACCCAAUAAACGCGAGCUACGACGCAUGCUUAGUGAAACGGAACCCCUUCAACUGGGGCCGUCCAACGCCAGGCUCCCGGAUCUGCCACCGUCAGAACGCACAAAUUGUGUAUUCUAUCAAGAUGAUGGCGGUUUUGCAGCCUCGGACGAAAAUAAUGAGCCGAUGAAAGAGCUCUACUAUAUUGGCGUCAUUGAUAUAUUCACAAAAUAUGAUAUGACAAAGAAAGUAGAACAUUUUUGGAAAAGCUUCAGUCAUGACCGCACGGCCAUAUCGGCGGUCAACCCCGUCCUUUACGGACAUCGCUUCCUCAAAUUCAUGAAAGCAGCGAUACGGGGCUAUACCCCAGAAGAUGAAGCAGUAGUCGGUUCGCGGCGGGCCAGUGGAACAGGAAUCGCGCAUGCGGCGGAGGGAGGGGUGGGGAUUCCGCAACCUGUAGGAAAAGAGUUGUUGGAAGGGAUGGAGGAGAGGGCGAUAGAAGCAUGAGACGGACGGACGAGCCACGGAAGAAAAAAAGAAAACUCUGAAAAAAAUGGGGGAAAAAAACACUGAAAAAUCCAAAAGAGCCCUGGAGGGAAUUCAUAUCAUCAUCGGAAAGGCAAAAGAUACAGGGCCUGGCUCUUGGGAGGAAUAUUGAACAGGGGAAGAACUGUAAAACAGUAGAUAGAUUUAGAGGGAAAUGGGGGGCAUGUACAUAUACCGACCCCAUCUGCGAGGUUUGGCCAAAAGGAUGGGCUUUUCUGUAAUUUUGUCAAUACAUUUGCGCUUUGCUAGAA
Messenger RNA from Spizellomyces punctatus DAOM BR117, 3183 nucleotides. Its product is annotated as 1-phosphatidylinositol-4-phosphate 5-kinase. The transcript is spliced from 8 exons. The record is from RefSeq and is a predicted model, not a curated record. Gene Ontology annotation, molecular function: phosphatidylinositol kinase activity. Lineage: Eukaryota; Fungi; Chytridiomycota; Chytridiomycetes; Spizellomycetales; Spizellomycetaceae. Gene Ontology annotation, biological process: phosphatidylinositol metabolic process. Bases 812 to 2893 code for a protein of 693 amino acids.